UCUUGCAUAGGUUCCCAGCUUCUUUACUGAUGCCGAGAGAAGAUCAGUCAUGGAUGCUGCACAGAUCGCAGGCCUGAACUGCCUCAGACUCAUGAAUGACACUACAGCAGUUGCGCUGGCGUAUGGGAUCUACAAACAGGACCUGCCUGCUCCUGAGGAGAAGCCCAGGAUUGUGGUGUUCGUGGAUGUUGGUCACGCUGGUUACCAGGUCUCUGUGUGUGCCUUUAACAAGGGCAAGUUGAAGGUUCUGGGUUCUGCGUUUGACCCUGAGCUGGGCGGUAAAGACUUCGAUGAGGUGCUGGUCAAGUUCUUCUGUGAGGAGUUUGCGCAGAAGUACAAGCUGGACGUGCGAUCGAAGCCCCGCGCUCUAGUGCGGCUCUACCAGGAGUGCGAGAAACUGAAGAAACUCAUGAGCGCCAACUCCUCGGACUUGCCGCUCAACAUCGAAUGCUUCAUGAAUGACAUCGACGUCUCAGGCAAGCUUAACAGAGCCAAGUUUGAGGAGUUCUGUGCAGAGCUGCUGGCUAAGGUGGAGGCUCCACUGCGCAGCAUCAUGGAACAGACCAGACUGAAGAAAGACGACAUCUAUGCAGUGGAGAUCAUGGGCGGCGCCUCCAGGAUUCCAGCCAUCAAAGAGAGAAUCAGCAAAUUCUUCGGAACGGAGCUGAGCACGACGUUGAACGCGGACGAGGCUGUGGCCAGAGGAUGUGCUUUGCAGUGUGCAAUCCUGUCGCCCGCCUUCAAAGUGCGUGAGUUCUCCAUCACAGAAGUGGUUCCCUACCCCAUCUCUCUGAAGUGGACCUCAGCGGCUGACGAAGGCAUCAGUGAUUGUGAAGUUUUCCCGAAGAACCAUGCCGCACCCUUCUCUAAAGUGUUGACUUUCUACCGGAGGGAGCCUUUCUCUUUGGAGGCCUACUACAACAAUCCCAAAGAGCUGCCGUAUCCUGAUCCUACGUUCUGGGUUCUGCGUUUGACCCUGAGCUGGGCGGUAAAGACUUCGAUGAGGUGCUGGUCAAGUUCUUCUGUGAGGAGUUUGCGCAGAAGUACAAGCUGGACGUGCGAUCGAAGCCCCGCGCUCUAG
This is a messenger RNA of Sinocyclocheilus grahami, 1081 nucleotides long. Its product is annotated as heat shock 70 kDa protein 4-like. Gene Ontology annotation, cellular component: cytosol; nucleus. Bases 50 to 1081 code for a protein of 343 amino acids. The transcript has 8 exons. NCBI's taxonomy places the organism in Eukaryota, Metazoa, Chordata, Actinopteri, Cypriniformes, Cyprinidae. The record is from RefSeq and is a predicted model, not a curated record. Gene Ontology annotation, molecular function: ATP-dependent protein folding chaperone; ATP binding. Gene Ontology annotation, biological process: protein folding.